Molecule: messenger RNA, 509 nt
Organism: Clarias gariepinus (North African catfish)
Lineage: Eukaryota; Metazoa; Chordata; Actinopteri; Siluriformes; Clariidae
Gene: s100w
Product: S100 calcium binding protein W
Exons: 2
Coding region: 1-294 (97 amino acids)
Molecular function (GO): calcium ion binding
Source: RefSeq, a predicted model, not a curated record
AUGUCCAAGCUUGAGAAGACAAUUGUUUCUAUAAUGGAGCUGUUUGAAGAGUACGCUGAAACCAGCAGUCAUAAACAGAUGAGCAAUACAGAGCUCAGUUCCCACAUAAUGAAAAAAUUAAGGAGCCAUGAGUUCCAGAGUAGAAUAGACCAAGAGGAUAUCUGUGAAGCCCUGAGAAAAAUAGACAGGGGCCAGGAUGGCCAGGUGAACUUCGAAGAAUUUAGUCAAUCUGUGGCCAUUCUUGCACAGGGAUAUGUCAAGGAUGUCAAGGGAAAAGACAAAGCUCACCACUGAAUUGUUCAUGUGCUUUUCUUUACACAUUACCUUGUCUUCAUGAAAUUAAAAGAAAAUGGUUUGAUCAGACAUUAGGGACUUGAAAUUAUUAACUUACUAUUUACAGAUAAUGGAACCACUGGGCUCAAGUCAGUUAUUUGACAUUAAGGACUGUUGUACAUUUGUUGUGACAGUCUUUAAGCCUGUGUUCUCUGGCUAGUUUCUUCAGCGGUCAA